Gossypium raimondii (Peruvian cotton) is the source of this 2293-nucleotide messenger RNA. RefSeq names its product L-type lectin-domain containing receptor kinase IV.1. Lineage: Eukaryota; Viridiplantae; Streptophyta; Magnoliopsida; Malvales; Malvaceae. The record is from RefSeq and is a predicted model, not a curated record. Gene Ontology annotation, cellular component: plasma membrane. The coding region runs from base 213 to 2222 and encodes 669 amino acids. Gene Ontology annotation, biological process: protein phosphorylation. The transcript has a single exon. Gene Ontology annotation, molecular function: protein kinase activity; ATP binding; carbohydrate binding.
AUCUCUCGUUGCCAUCUCUAUUAAAUAUUAGUUAUUGAAAAAAUGUAUAUUUAUUUAAGAAAAUGAUUCAUCAUACCGGCGAAGGUUUUCUAUGGCAUGGGCGAGAGCUUCUUUGAAAUUUCAAACUAAUCUAAAGCUGUGUUAUAUGUCGGAGAAUAUAAAAUGAAAAGAAGAACAGAAUAUAAAGACGACAGUGUUAGUAGACAUUGGCCAUGUGUUUCAGAUUCUCGAAUCUGCUGACUCUACUUCUGAUUAGCUUUGCAGCUGCCGAGGAUGUUGGUUUCAUCUACAACGGAUUCCGGUCGGCUAAUCUAAACCUUGAUGGCAUUGCAGAACUCACUUCCAAUGGACUCCUAAAGCUCACCAAUAAAACCGUGCAAGAAACAGGUCAUGCUUUCUACCCUCACCUCGUUUAUUUCAAGAACUCUACCAACGGUUCUGUUUUUUCCUUCUCUUCCACCUUUGUCUUCGCCAUACUUCCGGAGUAUCCAACUCUCAGCGGCCAUGGAAUCGCUUUCGUGAUUGCACCAACCAAAGGCCUCCCCGGAUCUCUUCCAAGUCAGUAUCUCGGACUGUUCAAUGGGUCCAACAAUGGCAAUGAUACAAACCAUGUUGUUGCUGUAGAACUCGACACUAUACGAAGUACGGAGUUCGAUGAUAUCAAUGACAAUCACGUUGGGAUUGACAUUAAUGGGUUGAAGUCUGCUACUUCUUCUCCAGCUGGAUAUUAUGAGGACGACAGCCAUGACUUUAAAAACCUGACCUUGAUCAGUGGUAAACGGAUGCAAGUUUGGGUCGAAUAUCAUGGUCUAGAGAAGAGAAUGGAUGUCACUUUAGCUCCAUUUAAGGUUCCUAAACCCGACACCCCACUUUUAUCCUUGUCUCGUGAUCUGUCUUCAAUUGUUAACCGUGAGAUGUAUGUUGGUUUUUCAUCGUCAACUGGUUCGGUCCUCACAUCUCAUUAUGUUUUGGGCUGGAGCUUUAAGGUUAAUGGUCAGGCAGAAGAGCUUACCCUGUCUCAACUUCCCAAGCUUCCUCGGUUAGGACCAAAGAAAAAGCCGAAAGUUUUGACAAUUGGGUUGCCUUUGAUUUUGGUGAGCUUGGCUUUGGCAGGAGUUUCUGGUGCUGCUUACUUGGUAAGGAGGAAAAGGAAGUUUGCUGAUGUAGUUGAAGAUUGGGAGCUUGAGUAUGGGCCUCAUAGAUUCAAGUUUAAAGAUCUAUAUAUUGCUACAAAAGGAUUCAAAGACAAGGAAUUAUUGGGUGCUGGUGGAUUUGGAAGGGUCUACAGAGGAGUUCUUCCAAGCAAUAAACUUGAGGUUGCAGUGAAAAGAGUCUCGCAUGAAUCAAGGCAAGGGAUGAGGGAAUUUGUAGCAGAAAUUGUGAGUAUUGGUCGUCUCCGACACCGGAAUUUAGUCCAACUCUUGGGAUAUUGCCGGCGCAAAGGUGAGCUGCUUUUGGUCUAUGACUACAUGCCUAAUGGAAGUCUUGAUAAGUAUUUGCAUGACCAGCCAAAAGUCACCCUAAAUUGGAGACAAAGAUUCAGAGUCAUCAAAGGUGUAGCAUCAGGAUUGUUCUAUUUACAUGGAGAAUGGGAUCAAGUUGUGGUUCAUAGAGAUGUUAAAGCCAGCAAUGUUUUACUGGAUGGCGAAUUAAAUGGAAGAUUGGGAGAUUUUGGGCUUGCUAGAUUAUAUGACCAUGGAACGGAUCCCCAAACAACUCACGUUGUGGGAACUCUUGGUUAUUUGGCUCCCGAGCAUACUCGAACCGGGAAAGCCACGCCGUCCACCGAUGUGUUUGCUUUCGGGGCAUUUUUGCUUGAAGUUGCGUGUGGAAGAAGGCCAAUAGAGGCAAAAUCUCCGACAGAAGAUGUAAUCUUGGUAGAUUGGGUGUAUUCAUGUUGGUCCAACGGUGAUAUUAUGGAGGCCAAAGAUCCGAAUCUGGGUUCAGGUUAUGAGGCAGAGGAAGUAGAGUUGGUUUUAAAACUUGGGUUGCUCUGCUCUCACUCAGAACCUGAAGCAAGGCCAACCAUGCGCCAAGUCCUUCAAUUUUUAGAAGGGGAUCUUCCAUUUCCAGAAAUGUCAUCACUCAGUCUCACUUCCAGUGGACUAACAUUUGGACAUCGACAAGGGUUUGAUGAUUAUGUCAUGUCGUAUUCAUCUUCCGUUUGCAAGGGAUUCUCCCAUUGUUCUGUUGCAGAUUCUUUACUUUCUGGAGGUCGAUGAUUGUAAAAUUUUUCUCAGUGUUAAUAAGUUGUAAUCCAUUACUUUGCAUAAAAGCUUACUUAUUUGAAUAA